CACCGCGUGUGGAGGAAGUCGUCUGCGGAGAAGCUAAACUCCAGCGCUCUCCUCACCGGGGAGCCUCUUAACAGACAUACAGGACUCAUUUAAAAUAAAAAAAAAAACAAUAAAAUGUUAGUGCUAUUCGAGACCGCUGCUGGCUACGCCAUCUUUAAAGUCCUCGAUGAAUCCAAGCUGCAGGAGGUGGACAGUCUGUACAAGGAGUUUGAAACCCCUGAGAAAGCCAACAAAAUACUGAAACUGAAGCACUUUGAGAAGUUCCAGGACACAACAGAGGCCUUAGCAGCUGCCACCGCCCUUGUUGAGGGAAAACUCGGCAAGAGUCUGAAGAAGGUUCUGAAGAAAGUUGUUGCCAAAGAAGCUCACGAACAGCUCGCCAUUAGCGAUGCGAAACUGGGCGGAGUCAUUAAAGAAAAGCUGGACCUGAGCUGCGUCCACAGCCCCGCCGUGGCCGAGCUCAUGAGGUGCAUCCGCAGCCAGAUGGAGGCCCUCAUCUCCGGACUUCCUCCCAGGGAGAUGAGCGCCAUGUCGCUGGGCCUGGCUCACAGUUUGUCCCGUUACAAGCUCAAGUUCAGCCCGGACAAAGUGGACACAAUGAUUGUGCAGGCCAUCUCUCUUCUGGAUGACCUGGACAAGGAGCUGAACAACUACAACAUGCGCUGCAGGGAGUGGUACGGCUGGCACUUCCCUGAGCUGGGGAAGGUCGUCACGGACAACCUGGCCUACUGCAAAACCGUCCGCAAAGUCGGUGACCGCACCAACGUGGCCACCACUGAUCUGUCGGAGAUCCUCCCAGAGGAGAUCGAAGCCGAGGUCAAGCUCGCCGCUGAGAUCUCCAUGGGAACAGAAGUGUCAGAGCAGGACAUCGGCAACAUCCGGCACCUGUGCGAUCAGGUCAUCGAGAUCUCAGAGUACCGCGCUCAGCUCUAUGACUACCUGAAGAACAGGAUGAUGGCUAUCGCCCCAAAUCUGACGGUGAUGGUGGGCGAGCUGGUCGGCGCGCGCCUUGUCUCCCACGCUGGUUCCCUUCUGAACCUGGCGAAGCACCCGGCCUCCACGGUGCAGAUCCUCGGAGCCGAGAAGGCUCUGUUCAGAGCGCUGAAGACCCGCAAAGACACUCCCAAGUACGGGCUCAUCUAUCACGCCUCUUUGGUGGGUCAGACUACUGCUAAGAACAAAGGAAAGAUUUCCCGAAUGCUGGCGGCUAAAACUGCGCUGGCUAUCCGAUACGACGCCCUAGGCGAGGACACGAACGCAGAAAUGGGAGUAGAGAACCGGGCCAAGCUGGAAGCCAGACUACGGCAGCUGGAGGAGAGAGGAAUCCGAAGAAUCAGCGGAACAGGCAAAGCGAUGGCGAAGGCAGACAAAUACCAGCACAAGAGUGAGGUGAGAAUCUACGACCCGUCCGGCGACUCGACGAUUCCGUCCACCUCAAAAAAGAGGAAGUUCGAGGAGGUCGAGGGGGAGACGAGUGAACAGGACGCUGAGACUCCGGUGGCCAAGUCCAAAAAGCCCAAAAAGGAACCGGUAGCAGAAGAGCAAGAGGACGAAACGGCAGCGGAGUCUCCUAAGAAAAAGAAGAAGAAGAAGGAAAAGAAGGCGGAGGAGGAGGAACCUGAGGAGGCAAAGGAAGAAGAGGAGGAAAUGCCAGUCAGUGAGCCAACAGAAAAGAAGAAAAAGAAGAAAAAAAAGAAGGUGAAGGAGGAAGAUGAUGAGUGAAGAGUUGUCAUAGUGUAUAUACUUUAUUUUAGCUUUUCUUUUUUUAUAAAUAUGUCAUACAUUUUUAUCUUCAAAACAGCACAGCAGUAUUAAGCUGCCUAUCCCCUGGCAUAAAAAUUCAUCAGAUGUUAUUUUAUGGAUGGGAGAGAGCGUCCCUCCCAUUAUGAGUGAAAUCCCAUGUAGUUUCUAUUGUUUUUUUGUUUUUUUUCUUUUAUCAGUUUAAUUUGGAUGUUUUCAUGUUGAGACGUCUGUAUCUAUGUGAAUGAUGAGACAAAUAAAUCCACAUUUCCCAUUUGA
This is a messenger RNA of Poeciliopsis prolifica (blackstripe livebearer), 2019 nucleotides long. It is a transcript of the gene nop58, whose product is annotated as NOP58 ribonucleoprotein homolog (yeast). Gene Ontology annotation, cellular component: small-subunit processome; box C/D methylation guide snoRNP complex. Bases 115 to 1722 code for a protein of 535 amino acids. The transcript has 15 exons. Gene Ontology annotation, molecular function: snoRNA binding. The record is from RefSeq and is a predicted model, not a curated record. NCBI's taxonomy places the organism in Eukaryota, Metazoa, Chordata, Actinopteri, Cyprinodontiformes, Poeciliidae.